This is a messenger RNA of Cherax quadricarinatus, 3148 nucleotides long. NCBI's taxonomy places the organism in Eukaryota, Metazoa, Arthropoda, Malacostraca, Decapoda, Parastacidae. The record is from RefSeq and is a predicted model, not a curated record.
UCACAAUCAGAGUGUAGUGACGGCUGUAGUCUCGACAGACGCUGGUAUCAAGAGGGACAAGGAACUACACUCAGUGGGAUAACAACUGACAUCGGAGAAGCAGGAGGAGGUGCUAAUAACGCAAACGCCACCAACACCACCACAACUACCACACCCGGAGCAACAACGGCAACACCAGCAACAUCAGCGACACUAGUAAAUGUAACAACAACCACUCCAGGCACAAUAACUCCUAAGGUUCCACAGACAACAAAGGCUCCAGCGACAGGAACGAACCAAACCACUGCCUCGACGUGUGGGUUAAACGCUCAGGUGGUUGACGGGGCUUGCGUGUGCAAGACUAACUGGACCCAUGAUCCUGCCCACCCUGGCCCUCACUGCCCUUGUCCUGACCUGUGUGCAGGUCACACGGUGACCUGCCCACUCGGGAGUGAGUGUUAUCAUCUGACCUGCAACUUCGUGACCUGCAGCUGCCCUCAACACUACAAGUUUGAUUCUUUAACCAACUCUUGCAAAAGUCUGUGUCAGUACUACGGGGAUGUAGUGUGCAGCCUGGGGUCCGGCAUGGUGUGUGUGGACACAGCGGGCGCACCAAAAGGCUACACUUGCAGGUGUUCCCCCGGAUACAUCCUCGUCAACGACACCUGUCAAGAUGUGAACGAGUGCACAAGGAACGAGGGCAGCCCCUGCCGCCAGAAUGAACACUGUAUCAACAUCCCUGGCAGCUACAAGUGCCCCUGCAUCCACGGCUACCUCAGAGACUCUGCUGGUUCCUGUAUCAACAUCAAUGAGUGCUUGAACCCGAGUUUGCAUGAUUGCGAUCACAUCUGUGUUGAUGCCAGCCCACCUGUCUUCUACACCUGUUCCUGCUACCCGGGAUUCACCUGGAACGAAACACAGCGUCGGUGUGUACCUGGUAACGCCAGCAGAGAGUGUGAAUGCGGCCAACCAGAGAGAAGUGUUUGUUAUGAUCCACCAGAAGGGAAACGGAUGUGUUAUCCGCGUCCUGGAUUCGCCUUCAAGAACGGCACUUUCAGCGGUAAGUUUGAGAGAUGCAUUGAGUGUCCAGCAGGCUCGGUGUUGGUGGGAUCCAGGUGUGAGGACCCUUGUUCAGCACUCAUCUGCCCACCGCCACUUACAUGCACACUCAGCAGUGCCGGAAAACCAGAGUGCCAGUGCCACAGUGAAUGUCAAGACCUGCUUCAAGUGGGUGCCACCUCCAGCGUGUACCGAGGCUCUCUGGUUGUCACUACCACCACCACACCGGCCGUCACUGCCUGGCGCCUCCUUACAGCACUGGAGAUGUACUUCGGUCUUCAUAACGUUGAGAUUGUCUCUAUGAAGGACCAGACACUGAAGAAGAGAUCGGUGUCCCAGCCCAAGGAGCUGGAGGCGGCGUUCCUUGUCUCUGCUGACCAGUCUAACAUUGCCCAGGAGAUCGCUGACCUCCUAAAGAUUAUGUGUGAGACGAGUGUGGCCAAUUCACCCAACAUGUGUGUCUUGCCUGGAGGUCUGGUGGUUAAAAAGGCUUCCAUCACGGUCAGUGACAAAGACCCGUGUGUGGCUAACCCAUGCGUUGAUGAGAGCUCUGUGUGUCAGCUUCAGAGGAACGUCAGCGGUCGCUUCACCUGUUUCUGCAAGCCCGGCUUCUUCAAGGUGAAUGCACACACUUCUCCAGGGUUUUGUCAGGAUAUUGACGAGUGUAGUAACAACAAGAGUAUCUGCGAUGAGAACAACGAAUGCAUCAACACGCCAGGCAGCUUCGUCUGCAGGCUGAAGUCCGUGUCAAUGAGACAAGCCAGGGCAGAGCGAGAGAUGGCGAUCUCGUUUGGCGUUCUGUUUUUCAUCGCGUUCUUCAUUACCGUCUCUCUUGUUUACCUGUUGAUGAAGAAAAAUAAGAGUACUAGGGAGCUUGUUCCUAUGUCUACCACUUCUGGCUUCGAAAACGACGCCUACCACAAGUAGUGUGAAGUAGAGAGACAUGAACUGGAGGCUAAAAGCAGACGUGGAAGAUCCACACACAUAAUGCAAGAAGAACGACAGGAGAGAGAUAAAGAGAACUUACUGCGAACUCACCAAUUGGUCACAGAAGAAAUAAGAAGCUGGAGAGGGGGUAAAACUCAAGAUGAGAAGAUUCAAAAAGGAAACAAAAAGUGAGAUGUUGAAAGAGGACAAGGAAGAAUAAACGAAAGAAUGUAAACUAGAAAAGAUUGAUCGAUUUAUUGGACUCAAAGGGGUCAUUAAUGUUUCAUGUCACCUGGUCACCACCAGUCAGUGCCUAAAUUAGGUAUUAAAGCAAACUCUCAGUGUGUAUAAUGUAUAUAUAAUGAGACAUUUAACUCUCGAUGUAUAUACUGUAUAUAUCUUGUGAAUCCAAAAGGGAAGUUUAACAAUAGCAACUUUUUGAAAAAUCUUUGUAAAGACGUAAAAUCAGAUUGUACUGGGCCAUUUUUUUUUUUUAAUUUUUAUUUCAAUUGUACUAACAUUCGUUUAGUAAAAUUUUGAAAAGUAUCGUCACAAUUGAACUUUCAAACAGAAGGAGUAACAUCCACCUCUAUUAAAGAGAAAACUGUAAUUCCUGAAAACAAGGUAUAAUUCACUGAGAUGUAUGCACCUCUAGGAGUAAAUACACUGAGAUGUAUGCACCUCUAGAAGUAUAUACGCUGAGAUGUAUGCACAUCUAGGAGUAUAUAAACUGAGAUGUAUGCACCUCUAGGAGUAUAUACACUGAGAUGUAUGCACCUCUAUGAGAAUAUACACUGAGAUGUAUGCACAUCUAGGAGUAUAUACACUGAGAUGUAUGCACCUCUAGGAGCAUAUACACUGAGAUGUAUGCACCUCUAGGAGCAUAUGCACUGAGAUGUAUGCACCUCUAGGAGCAUGUACACUGAGAUGUAUGCACCUCUAGCAGUAUUUACACUGAGAUGUAUGCACCUCUAGGAUUAUAUACACUGAGAUGUAUGCACCUCUAGGAGUAUAUACACUGAGAUGUAUGCACCUCUAGGAGUAUAUACACUGAGAUGUAUGCACCUCUUGGAGUAUAUACACUGAGAUGUAUGCACCUCUAGGAGUAUAUGCACUGAGAUGUAUGCACAUCUAGGAGCAUAUACACUGAGAUGUAUGCACCUCUAGCAGUAUUUACACUGCG